UUUCCUUAGACGGUAAAAAUACAACACAAUGGCUCCCCGACAAUCAUAAGAGCCUUUUCGCCGCCCUCUUCUCCCGCAGCUCGACCGAAGUCUUCAACGCGCCGGUUCUAAUUGUUCCCAGAUCAAAAUCCCUCGCUAGGACCGACGGGGUGUUUAAUUCUGGGUAUUAGAAUUUUCACUUUUCUUGUUUAGUUUUGAUUCAAUUUAAGUUCUUUAAGAGAGAGAGAGAGAGAGAGAGAGAGAGAGAGAGAUCAGAGGAGGAGCAAUGGACGGUAUAAUGAACAAGCUUCGGAACCUGGACGCGUACCCAAAAAUCAACGAGGAUUUCUACAGCCGUACCCUCUCCGGUGGCGUUAUCACUCUCGCCUCCUCCAUCGUCAUGCUCUUGCUCUUCAUCUCCGAGCUCCGGUUGUAUCUCCAUGCUGUAACUGAAACAAAGCUUGCCGUAGAUACUUCCAGGGGAGAAACUCUACGUAUCAAUUUCGAUGUCACAUUUCCUGCCCUUCCGUGCUCUAUACUCAGUCUUGAUGCCAUGGACAUCAGUGGAGAGCAACACCUUGAUGUGAAACAUGACAUAAUCAAGAAAAGAUUAGAUUCUCAUGGAAAUGCCAUAGAAUCAAGGCAAGAAGGUAUUGGUGCUCCUAAGAUUGAGAAGCCACUACAAAGACAUGGUGGCCGGCUUGACCAUAAUGAGACAUACUGUGGCUCCUGUUUUGGUGCAGAAAUGUCAGAUGAAGAUUGUUGUAAUUCCUGUGAAGAUGUUCGGGAAGCAUAUCGGAAGAAAGGUUGGGCACUGUCGAACCCUGAUCUGAUUGACCAGUGCAAAAGAGAGGGGUUUUUACAAAGGAUUAAAGAUGAAGAAGGUGAAGGAUGUAAUAUUUAUGGGUUCUUGGAAGUUAAUAAGGUGGCAGGAAAUUUUCAUUUUGCACCUGGAAAAAGCUUUCAGCAAUCAGGUGUUCAUGUACAUGAUCUGCUAGCAUUUCAGAAGGAUAGUUUCAAUAUAAGUCACAAGAUCAAUAGAGUAGCUUUUGGAGACUACUUCCCUGGUGUUGUGAAUCCUCUGGACGGUGUGCAAUGGAUACAACAAACUCCAAGUGGGAUGUAUCAGUAUUUUAUCAAGGUUGUACCUACGGUAUACACAGAUUUGAGUGGGCAUACAAUCCAGUCAAAUCAGUUCUCUGUAACUGAACAUUUUAGGAAUGCAGAACUAGGCCUCCUUCACUCCCUUCCUGGAGUAUUCUUCUUUUAUGAUCUUUCUCCAAUAAAGGUGACUUUCACGGAGGAGCAUAUCUCAUUUUUACACUUCCUAACGAACAUGUGUGCUAUUGUUGGAGGAGUUUUCACUGUUUCAGGAAUAUUAGAUUCAUUUAUAUAUCAUGGUCAAAGGGCGAUCAAGAAGAAGAUGGAAAUUGGUAAAUUUAGUUGAUGAUUGAUCCAGGGUUUGCUUUGCCAGCAAAUGGCAUUAUGGAGAAGAAUCAAAUUAAGAAAAGAGGAACCAUCCAAUGGAUCUCAGCGCUUAUGAUAGCAAUUUGCACUGAACUAUUCUCACUAUAUCUGUUUUGUCACUGGAGGUUGCAUCCCUAUCUGACAUCUCCUCUCUGCCAGUUUUUAUCAGAGUUUGUAACUGCUCUUUUGAAGUGAUUUACUGUUUGAAAGUUUAGUAGGGGCUUUUCAUUUCUUGCCAGGGAAAUAUAACAGAAGUUUCCUAGUGAGACAUCUUGAGGAUAAAGCAACGCUUUUCUGGAAGAUUGUUGUGAAUUAUAUAACAUGUUCCUGAAGGAGAGAGUACAUGCAAGUGAGCAAUAGUUCUUUCCGCUUUAUUGACA
Messenger RNA from Alnus glutinosa, 1826 nucleotides. RefSeq lists its product as uncharacterized. Gene Ontology annotation, cellular component: COPII-coated ER to Golgi transport vesicle; endoplasmic reticulum. The coding region runs from base 266 to 1426 and encodes 386 amino acids. NCBI's taxonomy places the organism in Eukaryota, Viridiplantae, Streptophyta, Magnoliopsida, Fagales, Betulaceae. The transcript has 13 exons. The record is from RefSeq and is a predicted model, not a curated record.